Molecule: messenger RNA, 2096 nt
Organism: Plectropomus leopardus (leopard coralgrouper)
Lineage: Eukaryota; Metazoa; Chordata; Actinopteri; Perciformes; Serranidae
Gene: krt97
Product: keratin 97
Cellular component (GO): cytoskeleton
Molecular function (GO): structural molecule activity
Source: RefSeq, a predicted model, not a curated record
ACACCUGUGAUGGUGGCCAGCAGCAUCUUUCCUGCUACCUGUUGGGCUGCUCCCACCCCCAGGAAGAAGGGUAUAAAAUGCGUCCUGCGGGCCGCCUCAGCACCAGCUCCUCCAGACCUCCUGAGGUUAGACAAGUUUACGUGAACUCUGUACGCGAGCCAGAACAUAAGUCACCAUGAGCGCCACUCGCUAUUCGUUUUCCAGCUCCUCCGUCUCCGCUGCGCCCGUGCUGUCAAAAUCCAGGCGGACUCCGAGCGUCCAUGGCUGUGCAGGUGGUAAAACAGUCUUGAUGUCCUACGCCUCCAACGGCAUCGGCGCAGGCUAUGACUUCGGAGGGGGUUACGGAGGUGCGGGGAUCAAUUUCGGCGUCGCAGGCGGCGAGAAAGCGACCAUGCAGAACCUCAAUGACCGUCUGGCUUCCUACCUGGAGAAGGUGCGCUCUCUGGAGGCUGCCAAUACCAAGCUGGAGUGUCAGAUCCGCGAGUGGUACGAGAAGCAGACCCCCACAGUCAGGGACUACAGCAAGUACCUGGUCAUCAUUGAGGACCUGCGCAAGAAGAUCAGUGUUGCCACACAGGACAAUGCCAGGCUGAUGCUGCAGAUCGAUAAUGCCAGACUGGCAGCUGAGGAUUUCAGAAUCAAGUUUGAGAAUGAAAUGGCAGUGCGCAUGUCAGUGGAGCAGGACAUCGCCGGACUGCGCAAGGUUCUGGAUGACCUGACCGUAGUCCGCUCCGACCUGGAGGUGCAGGUGGAGGGCCUGAAGGAGGAGCUGGUCUACCUGAAGAAGAACCAUGCAGAGGAGAUGGCGGCCCUGCGUGGCCAAGUUACCAGCAACUCUGUGAAUGUGGAGGUGGAUGCCAAACCUCAGGAAAACCUCGCCAGUACCAUGGAACAGAUCAGACUGCAGUAUGAGGGCAUUGCUGAGAAGAAUCGCCGUGAAAUGGAGGCCUGGUACCAGGCCAAGUUUGAUGCCCUGAGCAAGGAGGUGGCGUCCAGCACAGAGACCCUCCAGACCUCCCGUACUGAGAUCAAUGAGCUCAAGAAGACCCUGCAGUCCCUGCAGAUCGAGCUGCAGUCUCAGCUCAGCCUGAAAGCUGCCUUGGAGGGCCAGCUGGCAGAGACUGAGUCUCGCUACAGCCUGCAGCUGAGCCAGCUUCAGGCCAUGGUCAACAGCCUAGAGACAGAGCUCUCACAGGUGAGGAAUGACAUCGAGAGGCAGGCCCGCGAAUACCAGAUCCUGCUCGAUAUCAAGACCAGGCUGGAGCUGGAGAUAGCCGAGUACAGAAGACUGCUGGAUGGAGGGGAUGUUAAGACAACUGUUGUCAAAACCGUGGAAGUGGUCAAACCUAAACCAGUCGUAACCACAAGAACAAGGACAGUGGUUGAGCAGAUCGUUGAUGGACAAGUGGUAUCCCGCACGGAGGAUGUGGACACAGAGGUUAUCAAUAAGUAGACAGACUGGGUCCCAACAUAUCUCAGUCAAAUGAUGAAUCAGUAGUAGAAGAAACUAGCCCCAAGAGGUCCUCCUGUAUUUUUUCUGUUUUCUGACACCCAUGUGAAAACAUUUUAUUAUUUCACUCAGGUCUAAAAUCUGUCUCUGUCUGUUUAUUUCACUCUCCAAAUAUUUGAGUUGAUAUUUGGAUUUACUGACAGAAAAUAUUUAAAAUAAACAAAACCAAAAACAUGCUUUAAAUGACAACAAUGUGUAAAUGUUGGAGACAACCAUAUUAUAUAAUUUACUUUUUUCGUUUUUUUCGUUUUCCUUUGAUUUUUAAAACCCCAUUUAGCCGAGUCAAUGAAAACUUUACAGACCAUCCUCUAAUCUCCUGAAAUACCAAAUUUAGACAACAGGUGGCACUGUGAGCCCUGGAAAGGAUAAACACAUUUUUAAGAAUUGAGGCUAUUUCUUCUCUGGCCACUGGAUUGAAUAAAAAUGUGGAGAUAUAAAAGAAAGAUGGUAUCUUUUUUUUGCAAUUUUUCUGAGCAUGUCAGUGUAAGAGAUAAUAGAAAUGUUUUUGCGUUAAAUACUGUGUGUGAAAUCAAAUAAAAGUGCUUGUUCAAAUACAAUAACCAUGAAUAAAUCGCACCAUUCUCAA